Prinia subflava (tawny-flanked prinia) is the source of this 694-nucleotide messenger RNA. RefSeq names its product ATPase H+ transporting V1 subunit G3 (gene ATP6V1G3). Gene Ontology annotation, biological process: proton transmembrane transport. Gene Ontology annotation, molecular function: proton-transporting ATPase activity, rotational mechanism. The transcript is spliced from 3 exons. Bases 77 to 433 code for a protein of 118 amino acids. Gene Ontology annotation, cellular component: vacuolar proton-transporting V-type ATPase complex. NCBI's taxonomy places the organism in Eukaryota, Metazoa, Chordata, Aves, Passeriformes, Cisticolidae. The record is from RefSeq and is a predicted model, not a curated record.
GGAAGAGCCUGGCAGCUGUAUAAAACUCCCUCUGAGCUCCAGUCUCCACAGAAGUUCACCAGCCCCAGCAACCAGCAUGACCAGCCAGUCUCAGGGAAUCCAGCAGCUUUUGCAGGCAGAAAAACGUGCCAAGGACAAACUGGAGGAAGCCAAAAAAAGAAAGGGUAAAAGGCUGAAGCAGGCCAAGGAAGAAGCCACAGCUGAGAUAGACCACUACAGACUGCAGAGGGAGAAGGAAUUCAGAAACAAGGAAACAAAUGUAAUGGGCUCCCAAGGUAACCUCUCUGCCAAAAUAGAAGAGCAAGCAACAGAAGCCAUCCGAAACCUUACGAGCAGCUACCACAGGAACAUGGAGGGCAUGAUGAAAAAGCUCUUGAGCACAAUAUGUGACAUCAGCCCUGAAAUUCACCCAAACUUCAGACCUGCAGUUUAAGAUUCAUUGAUGGGCUGUGUUUGUAAAAAGUAGCCUUCUUUCUUGAUAAGCAUAAAUACUUCCUCAUGUAUUGUUUCUGUAUGUGUGAGAAAAAAAGAGCACUGAAGCCAAAAGCACCCAAUUCCAUACAGGCUUUUGAUGUGACAGGAAUUACACAGGGUUUCACAAGCAUUUGUUGGAAUAUUGUUUGCUGUAGCUAAGCCCCUGUCAUUUAGACAGGGGCAAGUCAACAACAGCAGAAUAAAUGAUUAUUUGACACCA